AUGAGGCUGCAUCAACUCAAACCCACCAAUCCGACCCGACUCAACCGAAUACUGCCGAGGAAGACCAGUCUGAGCCCCAAGAAACGAAACUACAACACUCAUCUCCCAGAGACCCAGCACCGGGCCCUCGACCGUCUCGUCAACGACUUGUCGGCUCAUCUGCCUCACUUCAGAUCCCCUGGAAAGUCAAUCAAAGUCCUCAAAGAACCUUCGCAUUUCUACCUCGAACUAUUGAAUCUCAUCGGCAGGGCUCAAAAGAGGAUAUUUAUCGCUAGUCUGUACUUUGGAAAGGAAGAGACGAACUUGAUCAAAGCCUUAGGAAAUGCAUUAGAAAGCAGCAAAGACUUGAAACUGACGAUCCUGGUGGAUUAUUUGCGCUCGACGCGGGAAUACGCUCGGAGGCAAGAGUGUUCAGCGAGUCUAUUACGGACGCUGAAGGCACGCUUCCCAAACCAAGUGGAUAUCCGUUUAUUCCACACUUCCGAACUCUGUGGAAUCCUCAAACAAAUCGUGCCCCGGAGAUUCGACGAGGGCUUUGGGCUCCAGCAUAUGAAGAUCUAUGGCGCUGAUCGAGACAUAAUCAUGAGUGGGGCCAACCUGAGUUCCGAUUAUUUUACGAAUCGACAGGACCGAUAUGUUAAGCUGAGCGAGCAAGACGAGCUGAGCGAAUAUCUCUCCGAAUUGAUCGAGCUGACGAGCUCGAUCUCCUACCGAUUGGAGGCGGAUGAACUGGCGGAAGAUGGGCGGCCAGACGGCUUGAGGAUCGUGUGGCCGGAGACGAACGCGAGUCGGCCGCCGAUCGACUCUAGACGAGCGUCCCGAGAGUUCAAGAAGAUCGCCCAUCAGAUGUACUCUGGAUUCACCGACCGAUGGCGGCAGAAGUUGUUACUAAUAGCUCAGAGCACCGAGCAGGCUGACCACACACAGCCCCACGUCUCCAUCUUCCCUACCCUCCAAAUGAGCCCUUUCAAGAUCCGCCACGAAACCGCCCUGAUGAUCCCCAAACUAAUCGACUUUGUCGACCAGCUGUCUUCGACUCCCGAGCAUCAUUCACUUGUCCACGAGAAAACCGUCUUGAAUUGGACUAGUGGUUAUUUUAGUCUUUUGAGAGAAUACAAAAGUCAGAUGUUAUCUUCGAAUGCCCAUGUAGAGAUCAUUACCGCAUCGCCCCAAGCAAAUGGAUUUUAUCAAUCCAACGGGGUUUCGAAGUAUAUCCCUUCGGCAUAUAGCUAUUUAGAAAACCUGUUUCGAAACGAGGUCCGUAAAUCUGCCAAACAAAAUCAGAUCAUAAUUCGACAAUGGAAUCGAGCUGGAUGGACAUAUCAUGCCAAGGGGCUAUGGAUCAACCGAUUUGUUAGAAAUGUCAGCAGGGAAGGAGAAGAGGAGCGGUGUUUAGUGACAAGUAUCGGGUCAUCGAACUUUGGCCGCCGGUCGGCGGAAAGAGACCUCGAAUGCAACCUAUUCAUCAUGCUCGACAGGGACCUCCCUCGUGCCAUUCCUGGGCAGCCCGAAGACGACAAGAGCAAGCCCGAAGACGGCUCGCUUUCCAGUCAGCUCGUCGACGAAUUGAGCCUUCUCAAAGGCCAUGUCCAGCCUAAUGAUCAGAAAGAGGCUCAUGUCGGUAUCUUCGUCAAGUUCUUCACUCGUUUGAUUCGCAACAUGUUGUGA
Puccinia triticina is the source of this 1668-nucleotide messenger RNA. RefSeq lists its product as uncharacterized. Gene Ontology annotation, molecular function: CDP-diacylglycerol-glycerol-3-phosphate 3-phosphatidyltransferase activity. NCBI's taxonomy places the organism in Eukaryota, Fungi, Basidiomycota, Pucciniomycetes, Pucciniales, Pucciniaceae. Bases 1 to 1668 code for a protein of 555 amino acids. The record is from RefSeq and is a predicted model, not a curated record. Gene Ontology annotation, biological process: cardiolipin biosynthetic process. The transcript has 6 exons. Gene Ontology annotation, cellular component: mitochondrion.